This is a messenger RNA of Hermetia illucens (black soldier fly), 3062 nucleotides long. RefSeq names its product G patch domain-containing protein 1 homolog. Gene Ontology annotation, biological process: mRNA processing. Gene Ontology annotation, molecular function: RNA binding. The record is from RefSeq and is a predicted model, not a curated record. NCBI's taxonomy places the organism in Eukaryota, Metazoa, Arthropoda, Insecta, Diptera, Stratiomyidae. Gene Ontology annotation, cellular component: nucleus. The transcript is spliced from 5 exons. The coding region runs from base 111 to 3062 and encodes 983 amino acids.
UUGUCAAAGUUGAUGUUAAGUUUGACAAUUUAUUGUGAGAAAUUUGCCUAUUUACGUUUUCCGAAUUUCUGAAGUAAAUACGGUAAUGUGAAAUUGUUACUACUAUUAAAAUGGAAGAGGAUGAAGAUACUUAUUGCCGCUUCGGUACUCCGCUUGAACCACUGGAAGAAGAUGAAGUUCCUUCGAAAAAACCAAUCGCUAUUGAGGAUCAAAUCGUAACAGAUGCUAAUGGAAAACGAAGAUUUCAUGGCGCAUUCACCGGUGGAUUCAGUGCUGGAUUUUGGAAUACUGUUGGCUCACUGGAGGGAUGGAAGCCGCAGAGUUUCAAGAGCUCUCGCGGAGAGAAAGCGGAGGCGAUGAAACAACGAGCUGUUGACUUCAUGGACGAAGAAGAUCUUGGCGAAUUCGGAAUUGCUCCGCAAAGAGUCCAAACAACAGAUGACUUCAAGCAACAAGAUGGUCCUGGAACUUCCGCCGAUCAGAGUCGAAAGCGAAAACUUCAACAGACAGCCGGCCCAAUCCCUGGUAUUCCUGUCCUACACCAACUUUUACAACCGGCUAAGGAGAAUAUUGCCAUUCGUUUGUUGAAGAAAAUGGGGUGGAAAGAGGGUCAAGGGGUUGGAGCGCGUCAAACACGAAGAGAGAAAAAAUCAGCGGCGCAACGGAAUGCACGGGAACGCUAUGUUAUGAAAAUGUACGGCUGUGAUAUGGGGCCUAUGCAACAGGAGUCGAAAAAGGGUGAUGAAGAAGAUGAUGAUGAAUCUGAUAUUUCAGAUGAAGAGAUUACAUUUGCACCAGAUGACUUUGAACCUUUUGUUUGUAGUAUUAAAACAAAUACUUUCGGUCUCGGCUAUCAAGGGUUAAGUCGUGAUCCAGUUUUGAAAAAGCAGCAACACAUAAAUUUAUUCGGAAAUGCGUUUGAAGUGAUGGGAAAGGACAACAAGAAACUAUCAAUUCGCGGCCAAGCUUUUGGGGUCGGCGCACUUGAAGAGGAGGACGAAGACAUUUACGCUCGUGACGAUAUGACCAGAUAUGACUUUUCACUCGAUAAUUCUGGAAAAUCGAAAACUCAAUCCAAAGAAAAGAAAAAAGCUGAACGUGGGGUCCUCGAUGGAUUCGAAACUGCACAAAGUAUUUCAAUGUAUACCAAAAAAGUCUUCACCAUAACUUUGCCUGCUAAUUUUAAACCUCGAAACUGGGCGGUAAGAAAAUCUCGUUUUGAACCCAUCGAUGAAAAUCGUGUUGCAAGUCUUCGUAAGCAGGAUGAGCAUAAGGUGAAAGGGUUAGGUCGACAUGAUCUCGAUCCCGAUCAGCGGGGACAAAUUUUAGGUGAGGCGUCUAGUAGUUCCGCAAGUACCAGUAAAAAUGAUAAGGUGGAGCCUGAACCGCAACAGACAAAGAAGAAGACUUAUUUAGAACGUAUAAAUGAGAAAUAUAAAAGUAAAGAAACGCCCUCGAGUUCGAAAUUUUUGGAGAAGCUUGCGUCCAAUUUUGAUAAUUUCACUAAGGGUGAGGUAUUGAAUGAGGAUAAACCUGCAAGCCAGCUGGAAGUGGAGACGCGUAAAGAAAAUGAGAAAGUGUUGUCGGAGGCGAAGAAUAUUACGAAGGGAUUAGAUAAAACUCCUGGAGUUUUCAAACCAUUCGCAUCAAACGAAGCGAAACAGGAGCGUUACGAAAAAUUCGUAGAGCAAAAUCUUAAAAACGACGAAGAAAUAACGAAGUUCCUUGCGACGAUACAACCCCUAAGCAUGAAUGACUGGGACCGUGAGAUGGAGAAAAAGGAAUUUAUUCAAGCCAGGAAUAUAUAUAGACCGCUAAGAGGAAUUAUGUCGGACAGGUUUGUGUCGGAAGCCACAGUCAUAGCGGAACGUGAGGUUGCAAAGCCUGUUGAGAAGACGGAGAAGAAAAUUAAAAUUGAACGAGUGAAAACAUCGUGGAAACCCUCCUCACAACUAUGCAAGCGCUUCAACAUUGCCGAGCCAUUCGGUGGUGCGAUGUUGGAUGAGAAGAAGCAGCCGAAGAAACCUCGAUUCUCUGUUUUCGAUUAUCUUGAAGUGUCUGUGAAUACCAAAGAAAACUUUGUGACUCCAGUUAUAAUCCCAUCGAAAAUGGAAAGGCCGAAACCAAUGGUUUCCCAGACGCAACCAUUUGACAUUGAAGCAGAGACCGCUGCAACCACAGGUCGGUUAUCAACAAAGGACCUACUUGCCAAUGAAAUGAAAGCUUCAAAAAUUGAGUGGGAUCGUGUGACGGAACCUAAGUCAGUAUCUUCUGAAGUCAGUAAAGUUCCAACAGCUCAAAGGAAAACGUCCGAUAAAAACAAAACUGAGCUGGAAAAGAAAGUCGAAGAGAUGAAAAGCAAACAUCCAUCGGAAAAGAAAGAUCUUUUCAAAGCAAUAUUUGACACCGAUAGCGAAGAGGAUGAUGAGGACAAAUCCGAUGCGAAACAAGAAGAGGAGAAAAAGGAAGUGGACGCUGCGAAGAUUAUUGGUGUUGAGGCUCAUAAGGACAUCUUUGCAUCUGUAAAACAGUCAGCUGCAGAAAUCAAUGUCUUGCGAAACACAUCACCACCGCGAGGUAUUUUUGCAAAUCUCUUUACACGAAAACCAGCUGCAGAGCCACCAUCAGAAGAAUCAACUCAAGUUGGAAAAGCUGCUGGAGAUGCUGAAACUUCAAAAACCCCGCCCAAGGAGAAAACAUCAGACGAAAAUGAAUCCAAAGUUUCAACAAGGAUCACUUUCAAACCACGAAGUGAAAGGGAGCGUUCUUUGGAUCGAGAGAACUUGUAUGGUCCUCAACUUCCUUCCAAUUUACAUCCGGCUCCUGUUCCUAGCAGUUCAGAAAUGCCUUUGGAGCAACAAAAAUCAAACGACGGUAAACUCGAUGAAAAAUUAUUAAAGCUACUGAAAAAGUCGAAGAAGGAAAAGAAAAUUAUAGAGCAAUGGGUGGAAAAGCCGAGCGAAAGAGCAGAGAGAAAGAAGAAGAAAAAGGAUAAAGACAAGGAUAAGAAAAAGAAAUCGAAGAAACAUAAAAAAGAGAAAAAACGACAUAAAGACAAAUAA